Oenanthe melanoleuca is the source of this 2919-nucleotide messenger RNA. It is a transcript of the gene PAQR7, whose product is annotated as progestin and adipoQ receptor family member 7. Lineage: Eukaryota; Metazoa; Chordata; Aves; Passeriformes; Muscicapidae. The transcript has 2 exons. Gene Ontology annotation, molecular function: steroid binding; nuclear steroid receptor activity. The record is from RefSeq and is a predicted model, not a curated record. Gene Ontology annotation, cellular component: plasma membrane. Gene Ontology annotation, biological process: response to steroid hormone. The coding region runs from base 1703 to 2728 and encodes 341 amino acids.
CUCGGAGAGUUCUGGGCUGCCUGGACUGUGCUGUGGGGUGUGAGGGAGAAGGAACCUCAGCUCGGGAAGCUUUUCCCGUGUCCCAGCGGGCCCUGCUGAGCUGUUCUCACCGCGGAGCCGAUCCUGGGAGGAGCAGUGGGACACAGCCCUGGAUGCUGCAGCAGCUCCCUGCCCUGAGGGAUUCCCAGGAGCUUCGGAUGCGCCGCGGCUCGAGGUACGAGAGAGUCUGUGCUGCUCCCUGCUGGGGACACAGGGGGCGGUUUGGGGUUAGGGAGGCUCAACAGCGCGAGCCCUGAGGGCACGGGUUUGGGGUCAGGCCCUGCCCAGCAGGGUGAGCGCAGGAAAACCAUCCUGACCUUUGAGACAAAGCUCGUGAGUGAGAGGAGAGAGGCUGAACACCUGGCACGGUGUAAUGGAGGCUGGAGGGAGCCCUGGAGCAGCUCCCGAGUACAAAAUGAGGCACAAUCAGCAAUCAGCCCCCCCAGUUCUUCAUUUUAAUGUAGUUACCUGCUGAGGAACGAGUGUCCCAAAUGCUGUGUGGGGUUUUUUCUCCUCUCUCCAAAUGUGGGGGAGGAGAAUGGCAGCUCUGCCAAACCCCAAAUGGUGCUGGAGCACAAAUGGAUGCUAAAUGCGAGGUUUGGGCUUGCCAGAGCUGUCAGGGCUCGGCGCGGGGCCUUCUGUUCCCUCCUCUUCCUUCUGCUUCACGUGUCGGCCGUGCUGUGCCGAGCCGGGGCUGCAGGGCAGCUCGGGGGGCUCUGAGAGCUCCGGGGGGGAUUUGGAGGGUGGGGAGGAGGGAGAGGACAGACCGGGGUAAGGGAGGGGAAUGAUCAGAGCAGAACAGAACUCGGGGGGAACGCCGGGCUGGAAACAGCUUCCUUAAAAAUAACAAAAAAGCUUCACAGCUUCUUCCACCUGCGGAGGGAGGGAAGGAGGGAGGGAUGUGGAGCCGUGUCGGGGCUGAGGGGCCGCGACCCCCGGAACCCCCUGGCGGGCGGAGGGGGCGGCGGGUCCGGUCUGCAGGUGCCGGGGCGGGGCUGGGGGUCCCGGGGGAAAUGGGAUCAAAACCCUGCUCAUCCCGCAGGGGAAAACAUCCCGAGGGAGGGAGGGAGGGAGGGAGAACCAUCCAGGGCCCAUCGGAGCCGGAGGAAACGCGUAGUGGUUGGAAAACGAAAGCUGCGUGUGCUUUAGGAGGCUUGGGGAGGCUGGGUGCCGCUGUGCGGCGGGAGCAAACAGGGAUGUAAACAGCCGGGGGCGAGUCUUUAUCAUCGCAGAAAAAUUCAGCGGGAGGGGUGGAUGCUGCUGGGUAAAGGAAACGCUGCGGAGGAAACGGCAGGCGGCUGAGGCAGCGCUCCCGACAGCUCGGGGAGGUGCACGCUGUUAUUUGGAGUACGAGGCACAUGGAGGAUUUCCAGGAUGCACUCCCUGCAUAACGGAGCGUUGCUCAAGGCUCGGUAGUUGGGAAGAGCUCGGCAAAUUAAAUCCUGCUCCGACAAGUUUUGGACGAGCUGAUGUAAAUAAACACCGCUCCCUUUCCUGCCUCGUGCUUGGCUGCUUCGGACACGGCAUCUCCCCGAGCACAGCCAAAAUUCCCGCAGGGAUUUCUCCUUGGGAGCCGCAGCGGGUCCGGAGCACCGGAGGCAGCGCAGCCCCGGCACCGAGCGAGGUAACUUUGCACAACAAGGACCUGCAGUUUGUCCUCACCAUGGCCACGGUGGUGACGGAGAAGCUCAGCCAGCUCUUCAUCAACGUGAGGCAGCUCCCCCAGCUGCUGGGGCCGCUGUCCCCGGGCACGGUCAGCAGCGCCGAGGUGCCGCCGGUCUUUUGGAAGCCCUACAUCCACGGCGGCUACCGGCCCGUGCGCCAGACCUGGCGCUAUUACUUCUCCACGCUCUUCCAGCAGCACAACGAGGCCAUCAACGUGUGGUCGCACCUGGCGGCCGCCCUGGCGCUGCUGCUGCGCUUCCUGCAGCUCCGGCAGCGCGUGGACUUCGGGCAGGACGAGCACGCCCGGCCCCUGCUCAUCAUCCUGGCCGCCUCCAUCACCUACCUGACCUUCAGCAGCCUGGCCCACCUGCUGCAGGCCAAGUCUGAGUUCUGGCACUACAGCUUCUUCUUCAUGGACUACGUGGGGGUGGCGGUGUACCAGUACGGCAGCGCGCUGGGGCACUUCUACUACGCCAUCGAGCCGGGCUGGCACGGGCGCGUCCGCGGGUUCUUCCUGCCGCUGGCGGCGGCGCUGGCCUGGCUGUCCUGCGCCGGCUCCUGCUACGCCAAGUUCCGCUUCCACCCGCGCAGCGCCCUGCCCGGCCGCCUGUGCCAGGAGCUGCCCUCGGCGCUGGCCUACCUGCUGGACAUCAGCCCCGUGCUGCACCGCAUCGGCAGCGCCGCGCGCCCCGACCCCGCCCUGCUCUACCACAAGUGCCAGGUGCUCUUCUUCCUCCUCGGCGCCUUCUUCUUCUCCCAUCCCUACCCCGAGAAGUGGUUCCCCGGGAAGUGCCACUUCUUCGGGCAGAGCCACCAGAUCUUCCACGUGUUCCUGGUGCUCUGCACGCUGGCACAGAUCGAGGCCGUGGUGCUGGACUAUGAGGCCAGGAGGGAGAUCUACUCCUCCCUGCAGGGGGACCUGGCUCACGACUUCUCUGCUCUGUUCCUCCUCACUGUCACCUGCUCUGUCCUCACAGCCACCUACAUGGCCCAGAGGGUGAGGAACAAGCUCAAGGAAGAGUAAAGACCAAUAAUCUCAGCCCAAAUCCAGCCCCAAGCCUCCAGAUGCUGCUUCAUGAACUGUUACUCAGCAAGUGCUUUCUCUAGGGAGUGAAAGAGAUGCUUUUAAUGCUUUUUUAAUCCAGCCUAAGUUCCAGCUUGCUAUAGAAUGGUACACGGGUUCAGUUCAGCUCUGAAUAAACAGUUGGAACACAA